Messenger RNA from Musa acuminata AAA Group (dessert banana), 2532 nucleotides. RefSeq names its product pentatricopeptide repeat-containing protein At1g03560, mitochondrial-like. The transcript has a single exon. Gene Ontology annotation, molecular function: protein binding; mRNA binding. The record is from RefSeq and is a predicted model, not a curated record. The coding region runs from base 32 to 1954 and encodes 640 amino acids. NCBI's taxonomy places the organism in Eukaryota, Viridiplantae, Streptophyta, Magnoliopsida, Zingiberales, Musaceae.
UUGAGCUGAUACCAUUCGAAGAAACGCCUCAAUGCUCCGACCGAGCUCACUGCGAUCAACCUCUUCCCCUCGAGUCCUCUUCUCCUCCUCCCAUGGCGUCGCCCGCCGCCCCCUCGCCUCCGCCCCUUCGCCGCUCCCUCCGCCGGAGUGGAUCGAGCCCUUCCUCGACGUCUCCGACCUCACCCGCCACCGCGGUGACCCCCGAAACCCCUCCCCGUGGUUCCCCCGCGUCGUUUCGCUCGUCCUCGCUUCCGCCCCCGGCUCCCUCCCCUCCGACCUCGCCUCCUUCUGCCGCAGGUUCCUCAUCCGCCUCUCCCCCGCCUUCGUCUCCCACUCCCUCCGCUCCUCCGACCUCCGCCACCGCCCCGACCUAGCCCUCGCGUUCUUCCGCUGGGCCGCCACCCAGAAGAAGUACCCCGGCCACAACCUCGACUCCUACGUCGCCCUGAUCGACAUCCUCUCCUCCUCCGACAAUAAAGAAACCAGUCGGAUCAAGGAACUCAUAGCCGAGAUCAGAGCCCGCGGGAAUCUCCUCCCGGCGGCACCAUCUGCAGCCACUUCUCUCAUACGGAGCCUGGGGUCCACCGGCAUGGUGGAGGAGUUGCUGUGGGUCUGGCGAUGGAUGAAGGAGAGUGGGGUCGAGCCGUCGCUCAUGUGUUACAACUGUUUGUUGGAUGGUCUGGUGAAUUCGACGUUCGUGGAUUCAGCGGAGAAGGUCUUUGAAGCGAUGGAGCCGAACAGAGUUCGGCCUGAUGUAGUUUCCUACAACACGCUAAUCAAAGGUUACUCGAAAGUAGGAAGGACGCAGAAAGCAGUUGAUAGGUUUGUGGAGAUGCAGGAGAAGAAGAUCCAGCCAGAUAAGAUUACGUAUCUAAGUCUGAUGCAAUGCCAUUACUCGGAUGGGGAAUUCCAUGAAUGCUUGGUGCUGUACCAUGAGAUGGAAGAGAAGGGAUUGGAGAUUCCGACUCAUGCAUACAGUUUGGUGAUCAGUGGAUUGUGCAAGGAGGGGAAGCCAUUCGAGGGAAUGGCGGUGUUGGAAAGCAUGGUUAGGAGAGGUUGCAAGGCUAGUGUGGCAAAUUAUACUGUUCUCAUUGAUUCUUUUGCGAAGAGCAUGAAUGAGGAUCAUGCUAUGAUGUUGUUUGAGAGGAUGAAGAAUGAUGGACUUGAGCCAGACGAAGUCACUUAUGGGGUGACAAUUAACUGCUUGUGCAAGGCUGAGAAGCUGGACAAAGCCAUGGAAUUGUUUAAAUUCUGCAAAGAGAAUGGUGUGCUGGUGAAUGCAAUCUUCUACUCUAGCCUUAUAGAUGGGUAUGGGAAAGCUGGGUUAGUUGAUGAGGCACAAGGGCUUUUCAAUGAGAUGAUAGAACAAGGUUUUGUGCCAGAUUCAUACUGCUAUAAUGCCCUUAUUGAUGCAUUUGGAAAAGCAGGAAGGAUCAAUGAAGCUUGUGCACUAUUCAAGAGAAUGGAGAUGGAGGGCUGUGAUCAGACAGUUUAUACAUACACUAUACUCAUGGAUGGGUUGUUUAAGAAACACAAGAAUGAGGAGGCACUGAAGCUGUGGAAUAUGAUGAUCGAUAAGGGGAUAACUCCCACCCCUGCAGCUUUCCGUGCCCUUUCAAAGGGCCUGUGCCUUUCAGGAAAGUUCACCAGGGCUUGUAAAAUACUGGAUGAACUGGCUCCUAUGGGAAUAGUGCCUGAGACGGCCCAUGAGAAUAUGAUCAAUGUGUUGUGUAAAGCAGGGCGAUUUGAGCAAGCUUGCCAACUCGCUGAUGGAAUCAUAGGUAAAGGUCGUGAGGUGCCGGGAAGAGUUCGAACCAUUAUGAUCAAUGCUCUGAGAAAAGCUGGAAAUGCUGACUUGGCUUUCAAAUUGGUUCACAGUAACAUUGGUAUUGGUUAUGACAGAUAUGGCAGCAUUAAAAGGAGAGUUAAGUUCCAGACUCUGUUGAAUUCAUAGUCAUCCACGGUUAUUGGAUGUUUGAGUGGCAAACUGCAAGUCCGAUUUAAAUCUUGAAUCCUUUUUGUUAAGCUAAAUCAUACCCUGUCCAAGACCCAAAGUAGGGGAGACGGGUUAAUUGGACUGACUUUUUGGAUGAACCAUAUCGUGAGGGUAAGAUGUUCAAGUCACAUGAAAUCAGCAUCUGAUAUGGGCUUGCGUCUAGAUUUCAUUUCUAUUUGAGAAUGAUAGGUGCAUUAAGGAGAUCUUAUCAUGAUAUAACUGGAAAUGGGCAUACUUAGAGCCUGUAAAUCAGUUGUAUUAUUUAGGGAGAGUUAUAAUAGCAUUUCAAUAAAAUUGGAAACCGUGCAAGCAACUUGGGCAUCAAGGUUCAGGUCACAAAACAAUUUCUUUGCAUGCAACAGCAGGGUCUGCAGAUAUAGCUUCCCUAGACCCCCACAUUUCCAGGAGCCUGAUACACCAGGCUGCUAGGCCUGAUACACCAGGCAUCCAUGGUGACAGGCAAGCCAUUAGCUAGUUUGAGCUGUGUGGUAAUAUGUGUUUCUUGGUGGGUUCAAUCUAAUGAUCACUUUCUUCCA